Molecule: messenger RNA, 1946 nt
Organism: Lathyrus oleraceus (garden pea)
Lineage: Eukaryota; Viridiplantae; Streptophyta; Magnoliopsida; Fabales; Fabaceae
Product: AAA-ATPase At2g46620
Exons: 1
Coding region: 141-1574 (477 amino acids)
Molecular function (GO): ATP hydrolysis activity; ATP binding
Source: RefSeq, a predicted model, not a curated record
UAAUAGGGUUAAAGAGGAGGAGGUUUUAUGGGUAAACAAAAACAAGAGCCGCCAAGUGCAAACAGAGACUGAGACGAGGAAUAAGUACUAGCAGUACUACUAACUUUGAUACUGGUUUUCUUCAAUUUCAUCAUUCAAUCAUGCCUAUCUUCAUUUGUAGCCCCAUUUUCUUCACUAUCGCAAUUCUCUUAUUCUCAAUUUGGGCAAUACAUAAGUUAUUCGAAAUCGAAACGGUGAAGAGACGAUGGAGAAAAAUAGAAGAUUGGUUCCACGUGUAUCAUGUGUUCAAUGUUCCGGAACUAAACGACAACAUGCAGUACAACACUUUUUACAGAAAACUUUCAAUAUACUUUCAUUCCCUUCCUUCUCUCCAAGACUCACACUUCAAUAACCUAAUCACGUCCAAUGAUAACCAAAACGACGUCGCUCUAUGCCUUAGUCCUAACCAAACCGUUCAAGACCAUUUUCUCGGAGCCACUCUCUACUGGUUCAACCAAACCGAACCGAACCGGAUCUUCAUUCUCAAGAUCAGAAAAAUCGAUAAACGAAGAAUCAUUCGUCUUUAUCUUCAACAUAUUCACGCCGUCGUUGACGAAAUCGAAAAACAAGGGAAACGUGAUUUGCGGAUUUACAUGAACGCCGGUAACGGUGCCGGUGCAGGUGCGUUGGGACUAUGGAGAUUCGUUCCAUUCACGCAUCCUUCCACCUUCGAAACAAUCACAAUGGAAUUAGAUCUCAAAAACAAAGUCAAAUCCGAUCUAGAAUCGUUCCUCAAAGGGAAGCAAUACUAUCAUCGGAUUGGCCGUAUCUGGAAACGAAGCUUCUUACUAUACGGUCCUUCCGGCACCGGGAAAUCUACCUUCGUUGCCGCCAUGGCCAAUUUUCUCUCCUACGAUAUCUACGACUUGGACUUAUCGAGAGUUCACAACGAUUCAGAUCUCAAAUCUCUCUUCCUCCAAACGACGCCGAAAUCGAUCGUUUUAGUUGAGGAUCUAGAUCGGUUUCUCGACGAGAAAUCAUCCACGGCGUUGAGUUUAUCUGCGAUACUGAACUUCAUGGACGGAAUAUGUAGCGGCGAAGAGAGACUGAUGGUGUUCACGAUGAACUGCAAAGAAAAUGUGGAUCCGGAUCUGCUUCGUCCGGGUCGGGUCGACGCACAUAUCCAUUUUCCUCUUUGUGAUUUCUCAUCAUUCAAAACGCUUGCUAGUAACUACCUUAGCGUGAAGGAUCACAAGCUAUUCCCUCAGGUGGAAGAAAUUUUCCAAAACGGAGCGAGUUUGAGUCCAGCAGAAAUCGGUGAGUUGAUGAUCACGAAUCGGAACUCGCCGAGUCGAGCAAUUAAAUCAGUCAUCACAGCAUUGAAAACGGACGGUGACGGAAGGGGAUGUAAAUCGAUCGAACGGCGCAGAGGGGAGGAUGGUGAUGAUGACGUGGAUGAGGAUGUACGUGAUCAUUCAUUUAAAGAAAGAAAGAAACUUUACGGGUUUUUAAAAUUGAGGGCUUCUAGAAAAUCUUGUUCGUCGUCGCCAAACAACAGUGCAAUGGGAAGUCCGUUACGAAUUUGUGAUAGAUGACUGAGUUGGAUGACACGUGGCAACUAUUUGUUGGUCACGGGAACAACGUGCAGCUUUUUCUAUUGCACCUGAUUCGGGGAUUUCGUACAUUAUUUUUCUCUUUUUAUUCGUACAUUAUUGAUUGAUUCUAUUGGAUGCAAUGCACACACUUAAAGAAAGUGUUUAUACUUGCCGUUUGACAAGUUGUUUGUUUGCAUGAAAUAUAGAUUGGUGGAAAAUUGGAAAGUGAAUGAUAGUUAAAAAAUCGAAAGUGGUUUACAUGUACUAGUAAAUCAGUUGCAUAGGCCAAAAUAUAUACUUCAAAAGAUAUACUCCCUUUGGUUCAAUUUGUAAGAAAGUUUUGAUUUUUUUAAAUUUAUUAAAUAAUUAAUG